Saccostrea cuccullata (small rock oyster) is the source of this 4877-nucleotide messenger RNA. RefSeq names its product oxidation resistance protein 1-like. The transcript is spliced from 17 exons. The coding region runs from base 158 to 3085 and encodes 975 amino acids. Lineage: Eukaryota; Metazoa; Mollusca; Bivalvia; Ostreida; Ostreidae. Gene Ontology annotation, cellular component: nucleus. The record is from RefSeq and is a predicted model, not a curated record. Gene Ontology annotation, biological process: response to oxidative stress.
CUCGCUUUGUCAAUAAACGGAAGUAAAGAAGUUGUAAACAUGGCCGAUGAAUAUUGGUGGGAGGACGGAGGAUUUCUUAUCAAUUCUUGAAGGAAUGCGAACCAGAAGAAAUAUGGGGAAGAGGUGAAGUAAAAGAAAGAAUUGCAAAAGUGUUGCCAUGGCAACCAAACGACCAAGUUUGAAGGAUCGAAUGAUUGAGAAAAUCCACUCUGGUACUGCAAGAUUCCGGACUGGCAGUACAGAGGAUCUGUCCACCGGCUCUGACUCAGAAAGAAAAAACCCACACACUACCAAAUGGUAUACACAUCCUCAGUCAGAGGCCAAGACAGGUGAAGGACAGGUUGAGAAGGUCAAGGCCACAAUAGAGUCAGUCAGUAGCGAUACUGUCAAGAAUGGAAAGAAACCAAAGAAAGUGCAGCCUGAAGGCACAGUGGAAUAUAAGGUGUCAGAAAAUGAUACUCUGGUCUCCAUCGCAGCACAUUUUGAUACGACCCCUACAGCGCUCCAGAAACUCAACAAGAUGUUCACACGAAAUGUGUUCGCUGGACAGACUCUGUAUGUACCGGAUGGUUCAGUGAGGUCGAAGGUGGAAGAAAGUAUAGAGAAGUCACACACUCAAGUGGCAAGUCCUAAAAAAGACCUUCCUAACAUGGAUCUACCCCUGAUAAAGAUGGCUGAUAAACCUCCAGCCCGAGUACCUGGUCACGUGGAGCGAGUACCUACCCCUCUCUCCUCACCCACAGAGAAGGCAGAGUUUGAGAUUCCACAUAAACUGUCAGAGGAGGAGGCACGGGAACUCGAUCAGGAAUGUUACGAACGCUUCAUCAAAGUCAGCGCCAAACAUAUUACAGAUGGACAGGGAGUUGUGAGUGGAGUCUUGUUGGUGACCCCUAAUGCUGUCAUGUUUGACCCCAAUGUAUCGGAUCCACUGGUUUUGGAACAUGGAGCAGAGAGAUAUGGCGUGGUAGCACCGAUGGAUAUGGUGAUUAGUGCCGCCAUGUAUCAUGACAUUGCUGCCAUGAAGGCCAAAGGUCUAUGUGAAGGGGGAAAGAAGCCUGAAGUAUACCAUGACAAGAGCUGUACUCUUUUCAAGUCUUGGUGCGAGGGUCAUCCAAAUUUUGAGGUUGCCAGAGCAGCAUCUGAUGCUGGAUUUACGAGUGACCGAUUGACCAUAUCUGACCAUGUGUCCACUCCUACCAAAGUCACUGCGAGUCCUCAAUCCGAUUCUGCAAGCUUGUGUUCAUGUUCUGCUAGUCAGGGAGAAGGAGGGGCUUCAACAACCAGCUCCCCUGUUAAAGGUGACAAUGGUCAAUCCAGUGCUGUCAGUAACACACCUGGCAGGGAUAAAAACAAUGAGGGUGAAUUUGAAAUUACGUCAGCUAACGAUUUUGGAGAAUUUGUUUCUUCCGAGUCUGAUUUGCAAGAAUUUGAAAAAGUGAAUAGUUCCUCCCCUGGUAUUGAGUCAAAGAAAAAUGGUACAAAUAAGUCAAAUAAUGUUUCACGUCAUUCUGAAAAAGAGAAAGAUUUGAUAACAUUUGGUACAGAAUCCGAGUCUAAGCCCAUGUUUUUCAGUGGAAAUGAGAGUGAUAGGAUAAAUGACCCUAGCCCUGUCCCUGGGACAUCACCAAAUGAAAUGAGAAUAGGGAACAUUGUGUACCAUAACCUCCCCGUGUCGGAAAGUUCUAAAGGGCAGGUAACUGCUAAAGACAUAGAAAAUGCCCAGGUAGCUCUCUCUAAGUUAAGUGUGGAGGAAUUUGAACAGCAAAGGUCUCGAUCCACUCCUGUAGAUAUUCCAGUAGUUCAGCAGCCCAGCCAAUUAGAGAGUAGGUCAGCUUCAUUUGGUUCAUUUAACGUAGCUCCUCACUUGAACGCUUUUGUAAAUUACGCAACAGGACUGUUUAAAAAUUCUGAAGUUAAAGACAUAGGGGAGGUAACUCAAGAUAAUGAAAAGGGGAAAACUGAUAUACUGGAUAUUAAGGGGAAAAGUGACAUGAUAAAACAGAGGUUGAGGUCCCUGGGUUCCUCGCCUAAAGAGAAGUCAGAUCCAAUGGGAGCGGAUCUUGAAGUGGAGGUGGAGAAUGCAGUAAAGCUCGCAGAUAAACCCGAGUUAUUCCAGUCCUUUGAUAAGCUUAUACAAAGCAUUAAUGACCAACUUUCAUGGAAGUACAAACUGAUCCCCCGCCCCGCUGUUGCUGCGGAGGAUCCACCCCUGUACCUCUGUCUACAUCUUGGUAAACCCGUCAAUAAACACGUCUCUGAGACAGCACCGAUCCAAGCCUACACAAAAAAGAAAAAGAAGCCCGAGUACUGGUUCUCCAUACCCAGAGAAAAGGUAGACCAGCUUUAUGCAUUCUUCGUCCAGUGGAAGCCAGAGUUGUAUGGGGAUGAUGAGGAGAUUUCUGCUGAGAGGAGGGGCUUUGUUGUCCUUGAUGAAGAUGACCCAGAUGAAAUGGAAGUUUUUGAAGAGUACUUCAGCAAUGGACUGACUGCUUUACAGAAAGACUGGGAGAUAAUCAGUGCAGAAGAGGCCAGUAGGAGGAAAUCAGAACCCGAGGAGACACCCAUCUUACCAGAACUUCACGGACAAUCCACCAUUGUACAGGACUAUCAUGUACUCAUGCUCAGUCGCCACAUGCCUGCCCGGACUAUAGGUUACCCCUGGACUCUGAUCUACAGUACAGAACAACAUGGCUUUAGUCUGAAAACGCUGUACAGAGAUAUGCAGGGUGUGGACAGCCCGGUCAUGCUACUGGUCAAGGACACUAAUGACAAUAUCUUUGGAGCAGUGACAUCCUGUGAACUGAAACCAAGUGACCAUUUCUAUGGAACAGGGGAAUCAUUUCUAUUCACUUUUUAUCCAGAAUUCAAGGUAUUUAGGUGGACAGGUGACAACAAUUUUUUCAUCAAAGGCAACCAGGAGAGUUUAUCUAUAGGAGCAGGCCAAGGCCUGUUUGGUUUGUGGUUUGACGGUGAUCUGUACCACGGUCAGACUCAUCACUGCGAUACCUACGACAAUGAUGUCCUCACCUCAUCAGAAGAUUUCAUCGUCAAGGUGCUGGAGGCCUGGAUAUUUUCUCAGGAUUAGCUCAGUGUGGCUCCUAGUCUGGUAGACGUUUUAUGUCUCUCCGAUUCAGCAAUAAUUACAGAGAAGACUUCACCAGUUGUUGAUGUUUGUACUGCUGAAGCGUCAACUUAAAAUAUUGACAUGUCUACAAUAAACCUGUCAUGUCUCAAUGUAUAUAGAUCUUCAUUGACUCCAGUCUCAAGGUCGUUCACUCAAGAUGAUACAGAUUGAUUGUGAUGUCAUUUGCUUAAGGUUGCAUUAUUUGAACUUUUAUGCCAGAGAGGAAAGAGAAAUUGACACUUCAUCUGAAGUCGUUUUCUAAAAUAUGAACUUUUUCCAGAAGAGUGAAUUAAUUUGCUAGGUAUUCAAUUUAUGGUAUUUGAUUGAUUCAUCAAUAAGUGUGUAAUUUAUAUAUGCUUAAUGUCUAUAUGCAAUAAAGUCACCAAUUUUAAAUAAAGUCAACUUGGUAAUAGAGAAUCAGAGAUAAAUUUUGUGUUCAGUUAAUUGUGCUUGAUUAUAUAGAACAUGAUAUCUAGUCAUAUUAUGUAGGCUUCCUGUGUUAAUAUUAUACAUUUGCUUAGAAAAUAGUGCUUGUUUUAUUGUUGACCACAAAUAUUGUGAUACACUAGUUAUAAACUUAUAGCGAUGUUUGUGAUUGAGUAUGUAUGAAUUUGUGAUGAUAUAACUUUGUAAAGAACAAAUAAGCAGAGAAUUAUUUACAGUGAAACCUGUCUAAUCCAACAUCCAUUGGGAGAUUCACUCUUUGUUGUAAUAGACAGGGUGUCAGAUUACAAAGUGUAAAGAACAAGGAAAAUAGUGAAGGUCGGAAUUCACAAUGAAACCGAUUACACAGAUGUUGGAUUAAACAGUUUUCCCUGUAUUUAUGUUCUCUUUUCUGGAUAUUUAGUUAUACUGGUUCCUAAUGUGUUCAAUGAAAGGGGUAAAUUCUGUGAGAAAUAAAGUGCUGUUUUGAACAUAAAUGUAGUUUUGUUUAACUCUAAGUGAUUUUCUAAAACAUUUCAUUAAAAGAUAUACAUGUAUCAAUCAACUAACGUUUCAAAUAAGAUGUAAAAUCAGAGGAAAUGCUAAGUGUGCAUGUGUGUAUGUGUGUUAUGUGCAAAUAGAAUAAGAAAGAAUGGUGCAAAAUCGAAUUUAUGUAUCAAACUUUGUCAAAAAAAAGUGCUUCAGUAUGUAUACAUGUAUAUGUUUUAUGCUUGCAAGUUUUUUUUGUAUUGAUUAAUAUUAAAAUGUUGUUCAGAAUGUUAUUUCAUCCUGGAUUCUGUGAUAUAACACAAUGUAUAAACCACUUAAAAUGUCAGCAUUUACAUUACGUUAUCUUUGUUAUCAGUACUAAAAGUAUUGUAUGUAAUUGUAAAUCACUCUGUGUUUUUGUGAUAUUGAGUACACAGGCACUUCACAUUUUAGAGAUGUUGUUUUUCAGACUUCAUCCUUGUCAAUUUGCAGGCAAGGAGAAAUUAUGUGUUUGUGUUGAGAAAUGCUCAUACAUUCAAGUGUGAUAGAGAAAUUGUGCUUAUUGUUUAUCAGACUUGUUGUUUGUGAUACAGAAUAUUGAUAAACUGUAGGAUUGUAUUAGGUCACAUUAGAAUCUGACAAAGGAGAGAGUACUGGGGUGUUUUUCUUUCAAAAAUUAUUGAAAAAUUCCAUGCAUUUUUUUUUUCUUGGAAAUAAUACACUGUAAUUUUAAACAUUCCUCAUUUAGGGUUUUAAACUUGUAAGACAUAAUGUUUUAUAUGAGUUAAUAUUGAAUAUAGUAUGUUAUUUGAGAAAAUAAAGAAUUUAGUAAGAAAUGUUU